Molecule: messenger RNA, 1488 nt
Organism: Tuber aestivum (summer truffle)
Lineage: Eukaryota; Fungi; Ascomycota; Pezizomycetes; Pezizales; Tuberaceae
Source: the annotation of a GenBank genome assembly
GGGGUUCAGAUACAAAUUUCAUUUCUAGAUGCCCAGAGGAACCCCGCUGUUUUUACCAGUGAUUGACAUUCUGAUUCGGGCGAAGCGCCUAGUGGAAGAGUGAGAAUCUUCGUGAUAUCAUACCCUUGGCAACCCCAUUACCAGCGCAGCAGUAGAGCUCACCCAAACUGCAAUUCAGCUUCCCGACGCUUGGAACCCUCAUCAAAACGCCAAUUACGACGAGGUUUUCAGGAAAAUGAGCAUCAAAGUAGGAUAUGUUCCGGGUUGGUUACCGCUUAACUUAUUCCCCCCCAAAUAUUCUAGCCAUAAAAUACUACUAACAAUCAAACAACUCACAGAGCAUUUCUCCACCCCUCUCCACUUUGCCGAAGCCCACGGCUUUUUCACUUCCCGUUCCCUCUCAAUCACCCUGAUCCCCUUCCCAUCGGGCACGGGGCACAUGGUCAAGUCCCUCUCUUCGGGGGAAAUCUCCAUCGCAAUUGGCCUAACCGAAGGUUGGAUCUCGGCAAUCGCGAAUGGCAACAGCAACUUCAAGAUAGCGGGCAAGUACGUUGCCACACCGCUGUGUUGGGCGAUUUCUACGGGGACGCAACAAGGGGUUGACCAUGUGGAGAAGCUAGCCGGUGGAAAGUUGGGGGUUUCGAGGAUUGGGAGCGGAAGUUAUGUUAUGGGGUUUGUGCUGGCGCAGGCCAAUGGGUGGUUGAAGGAGGGGAAAGAGCCGUUUGAGUUUGUGGUCCUGGAUGAUUUCAAGGGGUUGAGGGAUGGGGUUAACUGUUUGUCUUCUUUUUCCCCCAUUAAUACCUUUUGGGGGGAGUGGGUGAAGAGGAAGCAUAAGCUUACGUUCGUGGGAAAUAUCUGCAGCUGGAAAGGCGGAUGGGUUCAUGUGGGAGUACUACACUUCAAAGUAACCGCCCCGUGGCACCCUCCCUACCUCAAUCUAUGUCUUCCAGUGAUUGACGUUCAUAGGAGAUACUACGAUUCCAACGAGAUCAAAAAUGUCGGUGAAAUCUACACCCCCUGGCCAUCCUGGCAUAUCGUUUCCUCGAAUAACCUACCACCCGCCGCUGUCGGUCCAUUCCUGGAAGCGGUGAACGAAGGAAUCGCCUAUUUCAACACCCACAAAGAUGAGGCAGUUGGGUACAUAUCAACACACCUAGACUAUUCUAAAGAAGACGCCCAGGAAUGGUUGGGUACCGUGGAGUUUGCAAGUGAUGUGCGAAAGGUUGACGAGAAGGAUAUCAAUGAGACUCUCAAAGUGCUCAGAGAGGCGGGAGUGGUGAGGGAUAGUAAAGUUAGUUAUCAGGAUGUGGUUCUGAACCUUUGAUAGCUUACCGUAUGCUUGCCGGGGGGGGGGGGAGGUAAAUUGAGAGUGUAGGCUCUCACUCGUGGCAAACACUCGAUAACUUAUUACCUUGUUUUUAAAAGUUUAGUGCGGUCUCAUAAAUAAAUAAAUAAACCCCAGUGCUUUGCAUGGACCAUUCCAGUUUG